CCUGCGGCAAUACUCCUUCAUCUUCCUGCACGCGUUCGAUGAGCGGAAAACCAGCACCCAAACCUCGACCCUCAACAAGUUCGUUACAGCAAACUGGUGUUUACAAAGCAGAGUCUAUCAAGGAUGUUGCGGAAUUUCUGAAUGUCAAUAUAAGUGACUCAGUAGCAGUUGCACUUGCUAGUGAUGUUGAAUAUCGAAUACAUCAAGUCGUGGAAGAAGCAACCAAAUUCAUGCGACAUGCACGUCGUACAACUCUUACCACCGUUGAUAUUGAUCAAGCUCUGCGUGUCUUGAAUAUUGAGCCACUAUACGGUCAUACUCCCUAUGCACCACCCACCUUCAGACGCGCUCUACCUUUUGUCUCUGGAGGAUCAGCUCCAGCUGGCACGGUUUACUUUGUGGAAGAUGAAGAAAUCGACUUCGAUCGUGUUCUCAAAGAGGAAAAGAUAACUCUACCUAAAGGUGUUAGUUGGACUGCCCAUUGGCUCGCGGUCGAGGGUGUGCAACCCUUGAUACCUGAGAAUCCACCUGCAAUACCGAGAGAAGGCGAUCUUCCGGAAACGGACAGUGGUGGCGCGAAGGAUGCGGUGUUGAGGAGAGCCAACGGUGUUGUUUCCACCACAAGUGGACAACCAGCCUCAAGUGGAACUGAUUCGACCACGAAAAAGCAGCAACAGCAGCAACAACAACAACAACAGCUUGUGAAAUCGACGCUAUCCAGGGAGCUCCAAUUGUAUUACACGCGAUUAACCUCUUCUCUUCUCCCCCCUACGGUAACUACAUCUGCUGCAGAUAAUCUCAAACGCACAGCAGCACUCGCCAGCCUCCGAAGUGACGCUGGUCUUCAAGCUCUCUUGCCCUAUUUAAUCCGUUGGGUUGGCGAAGGUGUAGUGAGCUCCUUGAAAGGUGGUGCCCAAAGUGAAGUAGACGGGCGCGCAUUGGAGGUGCUGAUUGAAGUCAUACAAGCCAUUCUGGACAACACCACGCUUUUUGUCGAACCUUAUUUGCAUCAACUCCUUCCCCCUCUACUCUCCACCCUUUUACACUCUUCAGUGCCGCCCUCCCAUGCAUCGAUCCUUCGUACGACCGCAGCACAAACGCUUUCAAAGUUGUUAACCAAACAUUCGACCACGUAUCCCUCCCUUUCACCCAGAAUCAUGAAAACACUUCUCCUUGCGCUCAUUAGUCCAGAGAAAAGUGCUGGCACGCGCGAUGGCGCGAUUCGGGGCUUGGUAGGUGUUGGAAAAGAGGCUGUGAGGAAAGGACUCAUAGAACGCGGGGGUGCCAAAGUCAUCGGAAACGAAUGUGUCCGAGAAGGAGAUGAAGAUCUCGCGAAUUCUGUUAUGGAUGCCCUCCUCGUACUGCACCCAACUCGAGCCCCAUCUACAUCAAAGACAGCCAUGGAGAAUGAACUGGAUAUUGCGAUGGCGGAGACGUUGGAUAUGGAACAUUCGGCCGAUAAGGAAGUCGCGGACCGGCUGCGAGAACUCAUAGGCGACUACUUCGCGGAAAAGGUGUUCGAUGACGCCAGUUGGGCUAGAGCCAUCGUGGGUAUCGAUGAACAGUAGUCAUAAAAUGCCCUCCCUGUUUCUGGAUCUCUGCUUGUCCACUGCUUGUUGUAAAUGUAUCCAUAAAGAUUGUAAGAUAUAUAUACAGUU
Messenger RNA from Marasmius oreades (fairy-ring Marasmius), 1658 nucleotides. RefSeq lists its product as uncharacterized. Lineage: Eukaryota; Fungi; Basidiomycota; Agaricomycetes; Agaricales; Marasmiaceae. Gene Ontology annotation, biological process: RNA polymerase II preinitiation complex assembly; transcription initiation at RNA polymerase II promoter. The transcript is spliced from 5 exons. The record is from RefSeq and is a predicted model, not a curated record. Bases 39 to 1568 code for a protein of 509 amino acids. Gene Ontology annotation, molecular function: RNA polymerase II general transcription initiation factor activity; transcription coactivator activity; protein heterodimerization activity. Gene Ontology annotation, cellular component: SLIK (SAGA-like) complex; SAGA complex; transcription factor TFIID complex.